Messenger RNA from Stylophora pistillata, 1794 nucleotides. RefSeq lists its product as uncharacterized. NCBI's taxonomy places the organism in Eukaryota, Metazoa, Cnidaria, Anthozoa, Scleractinia, Pocilloporidae. The record is from RefSeq and is a predicted model, not a curated record.
CUUUUGUAACGGCUCUUGUGAACCGGUACACGAGGACAGAACCCUAUAUUGACGCCGAAGGGUAGAUUAUGUGCCCCACGGUCACGACAUCUAGAGCCACUUCAAGUUAAACAAAACCAUUCAAGCUAAGAAUGCAAAUUGGUCCUAGCUACGCUAUGAUAAAACUGUUUUUAGCUCUUCAACGUCACCGACUCACAAUCCCAAGCACACUCAGGCAAACACAACUGAAGGUGAGCCAAGCGAAUACAAUUUAACAGAUGGCAAAGUCUAGCCUUUUCAAGUGCUCUUUUCUUGUGUUCAUGUUCAUUAUAUUUUGUUAUCUUCGCACAAUAAAGAUAUUUGAGAUUUCGCUCAAAAUACCAGCGCCUCGGCAAGUUACAGAACUAGAAAAACUAUUCAAACUGCGGAAUAACUUAAGCGUUAUUACAUCUGACAAAGCAUUAUUGGCAAGAAGUAUUCAAGCUGGUAAUUCUGAUGGCUUUAGGCAUGUUUUGAUGAAAGCUUUACGAGGAGAAAACGUCAGCAUGUUAGUGAUCGGAGGUUCUCAUAGCGCAGGAGGAAAACUAGGACUUGACGAGAACAGCCGGGAUGGAUUGUAUUAUAAAGUAUUCCAAAAUUGGUGGAGCGAAACUUUUGGUAGAUUUGCAAAAUCUUUUUUGAAUGUAACAGCGCUAACAAUUGGAGAUACGUCAAGCUAUUUCUUCGCGUUUUGCUAUAGAACUUUCAUUCCCGAAGGCACAAGCCUCGAUAUUGUGUUGAUAGAAAUGUCAGCUAAUGAUAAAGGAUUUGCAUCGGCAAAACCACUGGAACAACUGACGCGACAAGCUCUGAUAUAUCCUACGGCACCAGUGGUCGUCUACAUAAACGUUGUCCAUGAUUUUGGAGUUAAUCCUUACACUAAAACAGUAGAAAAUCCAUCUUGUGUUACUCUCGAAGACUUUGGCCAGGCAGAACUUGCCCGUCAUUACGAUAUCACAUCAUUCAACUUAAGGGAAAUAAUUUGUAGGAAAGAGAAAGGUCGAUGGAAAGUAGUAUACUUAAGAAUGGCAGGCUCAGAUGGUAAGCAUAUUGGCGUCAAGGCGCAUGCUCAGAUUGCUUACAUGAUGACUGAAUACGUGGAAAACAUUUACCAAGAGAUUGCUCACAACUUCACGAGUACACAUCCGUUUCCUAUCACUCGUGUCAGGGGCAAACGCAAAAGCUUCACUCUACCGAGUUUAUGUUUCAUAAAGCGGGAAACUGAAGCCUUAAAAGAGCCACUCUGUUGGACGGGGAAAACGCCAAAUGUAUUUAAGAAGCUUCACCGCUCUAAUCUAAAAUUUGAAAUCAAAGAGAAAGCUGGCUUUUCACCAUGCAUCCAAAUGUACGGACAAAAAUGGAAUGUUAAAAGGGUCGGUGCAGAACUUCGCACUGAUUCUAAAGGGGGAUGGUGUGCUUGGAGAAGCUCUAGCAUCCUUAAGCUAAAGAUCUACGUUCCUCGGAUCGUUGGUGACAAUUCGUUUCGCACUCGGUCAGUGACAAUUUUGACAAUACAUAAAGAAGGCAGGGCUGCAAUAUGGUUAGACAACAACAAAAACAGAACGGUUAAAACUAAGUCGACUAAGUUUAGAAAGAAUCAAGUCGACACGAUUGGACGUAGAUUGGAGCCAGGUUACCAUACAAUUACAAUUAGAGCAUUAUCCAACGAAAUGUUUUGUGUAGCUGGAGUGUUUGUUGGUGCUCCUGACUAUCAUUUAGUGUAGACUUAUGUUCCGUUGCUUGGUAAUAAGUAAAGUAAAGUGCGUGAUAAUCGUA